This is a messenger RNA of Colletotrichum scovillei, 879 nucleotides long. RefSeq names its product zinc-binding oxidoreductase. The transcript has 3 exons. Gene Ontology annotation, molecular function: oxidoreductase activity, acting on NAD(P)H. NCBI's taxonomy places the organism in Eukaryota, Fungi, Ascomycota, Sordariomycetes, Glomerellales, Glomerellaceae. Bases 1 to 879 code for a protein of 292 amino acids. The record is from RefSeq and is a predicted model, not a curated record.
AUGAGGGCGGUCGUGAUUGACGGCGAUGCUGCACGCGUUGACGAUCAACGUGCUGUCCCGAAACUCCAAGAUAACCGUAUACUUGUGAGACCCGUUGCCGUUGCGCUGAACCCAACAGACUGGAGGCAUAUCAGAGGGGGCAGAGCUCGCGAUGGCUGUAUACUGGGCUGCGACUAUGCUGGCGUUGUGGAGGCUGUAGGAAAUGCCGUCACCAAACCGUGGAAGCCCGGCGACAGAGUCUUCGGGUGUGGUCACGGCGCCAACCUCGUCAAUCGGGAUGAUGGAGUCUUUGCGCAGAUUGCAUCGGUCGUAGGGGAUUUACAAAUGAGGAUUCCCACACGAAUGAGUUUCGAAGAGGCAGCCACUCUGGGGCUGGGAUCCAUCACUGUCGGGCAGGGUCUGUACCAGAAAGCUCUGAAGCUGCAACUACCAGCAACGGACAAUAAACGCGAGAAAAACGGCAUCCAGGUUCUAGUCUACGGCGGCGCGACCGCUACUGGAGCUCUGGCUGUCCAAUUUGCAAAGCUCCUAGGCGCCGAUUUCGUCAUUGAUUACCACGUCGCGGACGCUGGGGAGCAGAUUCGCCGGCUCACGAAGAAUCAGCUGCGGUUCGCAUGGGAUACGGUCAGCGUCGCGCAGUCGGCCUCGCUCUGCGCCAAUGCCUUGACCACCUCGCCACAGCUACGACCCGUCUACGGAUCCAUCUUACCUAUCGAGAGUCCACGAGAGGAUGUCAAUACUGUGUCCACUGUCAUGUACACUGCCUUCGGCAACCGCUUCAAGUUUGGCACAAUCGAGAUGCCAGCAAGCGGCGAGGACUUCAGUUUCGCCAAACAUUUCUUCCAUCUAGUAGAGAACAUGGUUACUCAGGGGGGUUGA